Rhipicephalus sanguineus (brown dog tick) is the source of this 3100-nucleotide messenger RNA. RefSeq names its product metal cation symporter ZIP14. The coding region runs from base 158 to 1738 and encodes 526 amino acids. Gene Ontology annotation, molecular function: zinc ion transmembrane transporter activity. Gene Ontology annotation, cellular component: membrane. Gene Ontology annotation, biological process: intracellular zinc ion homeostasis; zinc ion import across plasma membrane. The transcript is spliced from 9 exons. NCBI's taxonomy places the organism in Eukaryota, Metazoa, Arthropoda, Arachnida, Ixodida, Ixodidae. The record is from RefSeq and is a predicted model, not a curated record.
GUGCUGGAAGCGCUGGAAGUGCUCGGUGACGCGGCGGGUGCGCGUGUGCUUUCCGUUCGCGCGUCGACACGGGCGGCUUUCAAAGGUCGGCAUGCGUCGUCGCUCUCGUGGUCGCCGCUGAUCUUACGUGCUGCGCCUAGACGGGCUCGAGAGCGCGAUGUUGCAGUGGGUGCACUGGAGGACGGCGUGUUAUGUACGGCGCCGGGCGCAUUCUUCAACCGAUUGUCACCGCGCCUUGAACGGGCUGGACCGACAGUGCCGUAGCGUGCCACUCGCGCUGUUGCUCGUGAUGUGGAGCUUUCAGCUGGCCAAUGCUGCCACCGAACUCGAGGACAUUACAAAACUUGCUGAGCUCGCCUUGCGGCGGUACGAGCCGUCUAUAUAUAAGCUCACGGGCAAUGUUAGCGAGAUGCUGGUGUCGUUACUGAAUAGCCUGCGAUCGUCCAGACUGUCGCACCGCUUCGAAGCGGUAAACUGCUCGCCUCCUUUCAACGGCAGUGCUCUCUGCGAAGAGGGUGCCGAGUGCCUUCCGGUGGGUGACCUGCUGCAGCUGUUCCCAGAAGCAGCCGAGCAAAGCGUGGCUCAGGCACUGGUUCGCCUCUGUCCUGUGCUGCUCUUCCAGAUGCAGCACCAGUCGUGUGAUUUUACCCCACCAGCAUCACCACGGGGCAAAACACGUCCCACACCAGGCCAGGUGUGGGGCUUUGGCAUGCUGGCCGUGCUUAUCAUCAGCUGCUGCUCACUAGCAGGCUUGGUAAUUGUGCCUUUCCUGAGCCAUGCCCUCUACCACCGGCUGCUCAUGGUGUUCGAGGGCCUGGCUGUGGGCUCCCUGCUGGGCAGUGCCGUCUUUCACCUCAUCCCACAGGCAUUCAACCUACUUGGCCAAGACCGAGAGCACGACUACCUGUGGAAAUCCCUCAUAGUGUUUGUGGGUGUGUACCUGUUCUACCUGAGUGACAAAGUGAUGCGCUUCAUUGCCGAUUACCGACAGAGGAGGAGUGAUUCGGAGAUUUCGUUUGGACAUGCGCUGGCCAAUGGCUGUGUCCUUGAGCUGUCGUCAGGAGACUCACCUGUUCGAAAGAGCACUCUUGCCACUGCUGAACCUCUGCAGGCCCACAACCACGACCACGGAAUCAAAGCGGGUGAUGGCAUUGCCGCUGUCGCCUGGAUGAUCAUCUUUGGUGACGGCAUGCACAACUUCAUCGAUGGCCUCUCCAUUGGGGCAGCAUUCUCCGAGAGCCUUCUCGCUGGAGCCAGCAUUUCAGUUGCCGUGGUGUGUGAGGAGUUUCCACACGAACUCGGGGACUUUGCGGUGCUGCUGAGUGCGGGCAUGAGCACCCGCCAGGCUGUGGCGUACAACUUCCUGUCGGCGCUCACCUGCUUCCUGGGUCUGGGUGUGGGCAUUCUGGUGGGUGACCUCACUGAAGGCGCCCCGCACAUCUUUGCCUUGGCUGCUGGCAUGUUCCUCUACAUUUCCCUCGUUGCCAUGAUGGGUGAGUUGAACGAAGCCCUGGACGCAGCCAGCAAGGAGGGCUUUGUGGCCUCGGUGAAACUGUUCCUGCUCCAGAAUGUGGGCAUUGGUGUUGGGGUGGCGCUGCUCUUUCUGAUGGCCAAGUACAGUGAGAAGAUCAACUUUGAGUACUUCUCGAGUCUUCCAGUCGGAGUGAGCUUGGCAGCAGCCUCGUUUGGGGGCACGCACGACGAUGCCAGGGCUGUGUUUGGGGGCCUCGGCAUGUGACUUGAACCGUGCUCUCGACAGAGUGCCGUCCAGCUGGGCAGAGUGCAUGACUGCCCGGCAGCAGUCUUCUUCCCUUUAGCAUAUCCCCUACGGUGGGUAAGUUGACAUGCGUCGCCUUUUGCACGUUUCAAGAAUGAGUUGUGGCUGCAUGGCAUCCAUGAACCAGCCUCGCUUCCGUGCAAUGGCUGGGUGCUUUUGUGUGGCACCUAGGCAGGUCUUUCUGUCUUCACCGUCACGCCACAUUGCAAGCACAACUGUAAGAGAUUCUGCAAUACGUAGCAUUCCUGACUAUUUGAAAAAGUUCUUGCAUGUAAUGGCUUCUACAGCUCUGUUUUGUGACAUUUUCGAUAAGACCAUUGUUGUUUCUUUACAACUUGCAUUAAUAAACAUGGACUAAAUGCGCAGGAAGUUUGCACCCUUGAUGUGUGUGAUGAAAUAGUGGUGCUGUGCAGUGUGUUAUUUACUUAUCAACAGUGCUCACACUCGGCUGGUCUUGCUUGCUCAGCCACGGAAUGAUGACUGUAUCGUGGAGAUCAGCUGGGGAUUGCUGUGUGAUGUACCGCUCAUUGUGCUGCUGUUCUUGUGCGUGCCUGUUGUUAUGCGGUAUAAUACCCCUGUCUAAGCUGAAGGGCAUUUACCUGCAGUGAGAUUAUGUCCUCCCAUCAGAAUAUUCAUUGCCUAGUGCUGGUGCAAGUAAUAGUAGUUAAAAGAAUUUCUGGCUCAUAGUGAGAAAACAAAUGUCUUGUUUCUUAGCUGCUUGUUGCUAAGUCAUGACAAGCCCAUACUGUCUUGCAAUAAUUGAAGUAUAUUAGUCAAGAGUACAAGCUCAGGUGCCUGCUUAAUAUAGAUAGGCUAAUGGCAUCAAGCUUAUUUGCAGUUGUGGCAGUAUCGAAACCUAUUCAUUUAGUACCUUUGAUACACAUGACAUGUAAGAGAAAUGUUGAAAGUUCUUUGUUCACAUGAGUUGUGAAACUCUUAAUGGGUAGCAUGUAGUACUGUGAUUGGCUAAUAUUGCACAAGUCUACUGAUUACAGUGUUAUCUGUGGGCAAGCUAAUGUUUGGCAUUUUUUGGGUCUUACAUUGUACACAAUGCAAACACUACCACAUUUGGCAAAGUUAGCAUGUGAUGUGGCAUAUGUUUCUGUUGCGAUAGAUGCCGCCACCGCUGUAUAAUCUCUGCUGAUUGCAUAGGGUAAUGCAUAGUGGACAGUAGUGUAGAAUCUACUAGGCAUAUUCAUCCACACCUGAUUUGUGCUCGAAAGUGAAGAAACUGUGGAGGGUCAGUUGUCUGUUCCGGUGGCAUGUCCAACAGCAAAAGAACUUGCAGUGCAGUGAGUAAUAAAGAUUUCAUUUCAUUUUGUU